Messenger RNA from Passer montanus (Eurasian tree sparrow), 494 nucleotides. RefSeq names its product tubulin beta chain-like. Gene Ontology annotation, molecular function: structural constituent of cytoskeleton; GTP binding. Gene Ontology annotation, cellular component: microtubule; cytoplasm. The coding region runs from base 102 to 494 and encodes 130 amino acids. The record is from RefSeq and is a predicted model, not a curated record. NCBI's taxonomy places the organism in Eukaryota, Metazoa, Chordata, Aves, Passeriformes, Passeridae. The transcript is spliced from 3 exons. Gene Ontology annotation, biological process: mitotic cell cycle; microtubule cytoskeleton organization; neuron migration.
AAGGGGCAGCGAGGGGCGCGGCCGCCGCAGCUGCGAGUGCGGGAGCGCCGGCGAGGGAGGCGGUAGCAGCAGCAGCAGGGGUAGCUUCGGACACCGGCACCAUGCGUGAGAUCGUGCACAUCCAGGCCGGGCAGUGCGGCAACCAGAUCGGCGCCAAGUUCUGGGAGGUCAUCAGCGAUGAGCAUGGCAUUGAUCCCACGGGCAGCUACCACGGGGACAGUGAGCUGCAGCUGGAGAGGAUCAACGUCUACUACAAUGAGGCUGCGGGUAAGUGCCUGCUUGCUCAGAUGUCCUCAAAUAAAUGGGGCAGCCAUGACAGUUCAUUGAGGCUGGAAAUAUCCCUGAACAAGAUCUGUCAUCUGCCAGCGACUCCUCUAAGAGACCUUUGUUCUCAGAAAGGCUCUGAUAACACGGUAGUCUUGAUUGUGACAGUGCCUCUCCAGAGAAAUGCAGGGAGGUGGAAGACCUGGUCUCUGAAUACCAGGCGAGUUUGA